CUCCAACCUCGUAUCCCCCCACAUACAUAUCGCCAAGCACCCACUCACUGGGAGCUACUCACCAACACUAACUAAAGCAAACAAAUGCAAAUAUCCAAACUCAUCACCUUCCUCCCCCUCCUCCCCUUCCUCCUUCACUCUCCACACUUGUCCAAUGCCAACCAACCCAUCCAAGCCAUCGUAGUCCUCGUCCUCGAGAAUCGAUCUUUCGAUCACAUGCUCGGGUGGCUCGACAAGGAUAGCUCUUCUUCUCCUACAGUUGACGGACUCACCGGCGAAGAAUGCAAUCCUCGGUCGACUGAGGAGGGCCUCGGGUCCUCUGUAGUUUGCGUCUCUGAUGAUGCUCAGUAUGUCGACCCUGACCCCGGCCAUUCUUUUGAGGCCGUCAAAGAACAAGUUUUCGGUACCUCCACCAACAGCAAUAUCCCAACCAUGUCCGGCUUCGUUGAACAAGCCCUCACAAUCUCCGACGAUCUCUCCACCGCCGUCAUGAAGGGCUUCAACCCUAAAUCCAUCCCAGUGUUCACCAAACUCUCCCAAGAAUUCGCGACUUUCGACAGGUGGUUCUCCUCCCUCCCGGGCCCCACGCAGCCCAACCGCCUCUUUGUCUACUCCGCCACCUCCCACGGUGCCACGAGCCACAACAAGUGGCAUCUCGCCAAAGGGUAUCCCCAGAAGACGAUAUUCGAUUCAUUACAUGAAGAUGGGCUGGAUUUCAACGUGUACUUUGAGAAUGCGCCAACGACGUUGUUCUAUCGGAAUAUGAGGAAGUUGAAGUAUGUGAGGAAGUUCCACAAGUAUGGGACGUUCUUGGAUCAUGCUAGAGAUGGCAGGCUUGCUAGCUUGAGUGUGAUCGAACCUAGGUAUUUUGAUAUGAAGGGAAAACCAGCAAAUGAUGAUCACCCAUCGCAUGAUAUCGCCAACGGGCAGAAAUUAGUGAAGGAAGUGUAUGAAGCCUUGAGAUCUAGCCCCCAAUGGAAUGAGAGCCUUCUUGUUAUUACGUAUGAUGAGCAUGGAGGAUUUUAUGAUCAUGUUGUGACUCCAUACACUGGAAUUCCGAACCCAGACGGGAUUCUGGGCCAAGAUAAUUUCGGGUUUGAUCGAUUGGGUGUUCGGGUUCCAACGAUUGUGGUCUCGCCUUGGAUCAAGAGAGGAACAGUUGUGAACAAGCCAAAAGGACCUGCGGAAAACUCAGAGUUCGAGCACUCUUCAAUACCUGCAACGAUAAAGAAGAUGUUCAAUCUCACCUCAGGCUUCUUGACACAAAGAGAUGCUUGGGCUGGGACUUUUGAAGGAGUCGUUACUGAGCUAACUUCGCCUCGAACAGACUGUCCGUUGGUUUUACCGGAUGUUCCUCCUCUGAGGACAACUCAAGCAGAUGAAGACCGUUAUGUUUCAGAGUUUCAAAGUGAGAUAGUCGAGUUGGCUUCUACCCUCAACGGUGAUCAUUCGUUGAACAUUGAAAGCCUUGAAACGAAAAGGAGAAUGAAAGUAAAGGAAGCCGAUGGGUAUGUUGAUCGUGCAAUCUCUAGCUUCUUUAAGGCAUGUGAAGAAGCCAUCAGCAUGGGCUUGGAGGAAUCGACGAUAGUGAACUUGGAAGCAUCGGAUACUACGACAGGAGCUCCAUGAUCCAAUAUUUUGCUUUUACUUGCUUAUAAUGCAUGCAGGAUUUCUCUUGAUUUUUAUUAUAUUUGGUUGAUGGAGUAUGUCAAAAUGUAGAAUAGUACUCUUAUGUUGUGGAGUUUUUCUACGUAGCUAGACUUCUAUGUAGUUUUUCUAGUUUAUGUAGAAAAGAACUAACAUCGGCAAUGAAUGGGUGUUGCAGUCU
Asparagus officinalis (garden asparagus) is the source of this 1828-nucleotide messenger RNA. Its product is annotated as non-specific phospholipase C6-like. NCBI's taxonomy places the organism in Eukaryota, Viridiplantae, Streptophyta, Magnoliopsida, Asparagales, Asparagaceae. Bases 85 to 1629 code for a protein of 514 amino acids. Gene Ontology annotation, molecular function: hydrolase activity, acting on ester bonds. The transcript has 5 exons. The record is from RefSeq and is a predicted model, not a curated record. Gene Ontology annotation, biological process: phospholipid catabolic process.